Salmo salar (Atlantic salmon) is the source of this 558-nucleotide messenger RNA. Lineage: Eukaryota; Metazoa; Chordata; Actinopteri; Salmoniformes; Salmonidae. The record is from RefSeq and is a predicted model, not a curated record.
CAAAUGGUUAAGGGCAAAGCGUUGCAUAACAGAACAUGUCUGCAGCACGGUAUCGUCGGUUCUUGAAACUCUGCGAAGAAUGGCCACGGGACGAAUCAAAGAAAGGCCGAGAUUUAGGAACGUUUCUACGGCAGAGAGUAACCCAUGCCUUUCGUGAAGGUGAAAACACACAGCUCUCUGAUCCAGAGAAGUGUGAUCAAAUAUAUGAAAGCUUGGCCCGAAUCAACACUAAUGUAUACCGAGAAAGAUUCCCCCGCACAAGAGAUACCAGUUUUACAGGUGUCACAGUGGAAGAAUGUAGAAUGCUAUUAGCAACAGGUAACAUGCAGCAGAUGGAUGAGGAGAAGAAGGGCUUGUGGAAAACUCUCACGGAGCGAUUCUCCACCAAACAAGAUGUCACCCCUGAGAAGGCUCCUGAGAACAAGUAGCACUUCUGUAUGUUUUCUUUCCCCUUCAGCCACCUUAGAAAUAACCAAAUAAAUAAGAAUAAUGUUUUAUCUUGUCAUUUUAGCAGGGCCAUUGUAACUAACAUACAGAAUAAAUGACUGAGCACAGAAA